Molecule: messenger RNA, 7084 nt
Organism: Gadus morhua (Atlantic cod)
Lineage: Eukaryota; Metazoa; Chordata; Actinopteri; Gadiformes; Gadidae
Gene: kcnh3
Product: potassium voltage-gated channel, subfamily H (eag-related), member 3
Exons: 15
Coding region: 497-4249 (1250 amino acids)
Biological process (GO): regulation of membrane potential; potassium ion transmembrane transport
Cellular component (GO): plasma membrane
Molecular function (GO): voltage-gated potassium channel activity
Source: RefSeq, a predicted model, not a curated record
GACGAGCAAGAGAGAGAGGGAGCGAGAGAGAGUAGGAGGAGAGAAAGGGGGAAGACGAGGAGGAGCUUGCCGCUUCCAUACCGUUUCAACCGAGCAACAUCAGCACCGAAACUUGCUGCCUGACUCUCCGCAUCUCUCCAUCACACCAGUUCUUCUCUUAACUAAUGCUGUAGUACUCACUCAUUAAGCCAUACAGGCUGAUCAUUGUUGUUUAAGUCCAUUUUUUUCCUCCUUUCCCCCCUCCCUAUACUUGCAAUGCGCUCAGCUUAGUUUUUUUCCAUUGUUCAGGGUUGUUCAGGGCUCAUUUGAACGGAUAUGGUCACAACCCCGCCGUCUCAAAGUGGAGCCACCGCGUGUUACUCGGAUUGGCGCGCUCCUGCAGGGGCUGGGAUGCGCGCCAGGCACCUCACGGUUCCUCCCGGGGUUCGGGUCUGACCAGGACUCCAGCGCCGGCCCCGGGCGGAGAGCCAGGAGGAGUCAGUCGACCCGAAGCAGGAUGCCGGUGAUGAGAGGGCUGCUGGCCCCGCAGAACACCUUCCUGGAUACCAUCGCCACCCGCUUCGAUGGCACCCACAGCAACUUUGUGCUGGGCAACGCACAGGUCCAGUCGCUGUACCCCAUCGUGUACUGCUCCGACGGCUUCUGCGAGCUCACGGGCUACGCCCGGGCCGAGCUCAUGCAGAAGAGCUGCGCCUGCCACUUCCUCUACGGCGCCGAGACCAGCGAGCUGCUCACCACCCAGAUCCAGGGGGCCCUGGAUGACCGCCGGGAGUUCAAGACCGAGCUGGUGUUCUACAAGAAAGGAGGUACCCAGUUCUGGUGCCUUCUUGACAUUGUGCCCAUCAAGAAUGAGAAGGGGGAGGUGGUGCUGUUCCUGGUGUCCCACAAGGACAUCACCGAAAACAAGAAGGACCAGGACCCUGAGCUGGGGGGUGAAACAGACGAGGAGACGGGCCUGAAGGUGCACCAGGUGACACGGCCCCCGGGGUUCAAUGCUAACCGGCGGCGCAGCCGCGCGGUGCUCUACCACCUGUCCGGACACCUGCAGAAACAAGACAAGAGCAAGCUGAAGCUCAACAACAACAUGUUUGGCGACAAGCCGCCCAUCCCAGAGUACAAGGUCGCCGCCAUCCAGAAGUCCCGCUUCAUCCUGCUCCACUACGGCGCCUUCAAAGCCGGCUGGGAUUGGCUGAUCCUGCUGGCCACCUUCUACGUGGCGGUGACCGUGCCCUAUAACGUGUGCUUCACCGUGGUGGGGGGGCGGGACGAGGGCAGCGGGGGCGGCUCGCGGAGCCCCCCCAGUGUCAGCGACAUCCUGGUGGAGAUCCUCUUCAUGCUCGACAUCCUGCUGAACUUCCGGACCACCUUUGUCAGCACGUCGGGCCAGGUGGUGUACGACGCCCGCUCCAUCUGCGUCCACUACGUCACCACCUGGCUCUUUGUUGACCUCAUCGCUGCCCUGCCCUUUGACCUUCUCUACGCCUUCAACGUCAGUGUGUACUUUGGCGUUCACCUGCUGAAGACGGUGAGGCUGCUGCGGCUGCUGAGGCUGCUGCAGAAGCUGGAGCGCUACUCCCAGUACAGCGCUGUGGUGCUCACCCUGCUCAUGUCCAUGUUCGCCCUGCUGGCCCACUGGAUGGCCUGCGUCUGGUACUUCAUCGGCCGCAGAGAGAUCGACGGCUCCACGUCCUGGGAUAUCGGCUGGCUGCAUGAGCUGGCAAAGCGCCUGGGCACACCCUACUUCCUGUCCCCGCCCUCCACGCUGGACCACAACACGCUGUCCACGGCGGCUGUCUCCGGCCUCCCGGCCAAUGACAGCGGCCGCUGGAAUGCGUCGGCGGCCUCCGCGGUGGCCUCAGGGUGGGACAACUGGAACGGGAGCCUUCCCGGGGGCGUGGCUGAGACGGUCACCGCUGUGAUGGGGACGAGCGGGGCGGUCGGCGCCGACGGCGGCGGGGGCGGUCCCGGACUAGGCGGCGGGCCGUCCAUGCGCAGCAGCUAUGUGACGUCGCUGUACUUCGCCCUGAGCAGUCUGACCAGCGUGGGUUUCGGCAACGUGUCGGCCAACACCGACUCUGAGAAGAUCUUCUCCAUCUGCACCAUGCUCAUCGGAGCCCUGAUGCAUGCGGUGGUGUUCGGUAACGUCACGGCCAUCAUCCAGAGGAUGUACUCGCGGCGCUCGCUGUACCACACGCGCACCAAGGACCUGAAGGACUUCAUCCGCGUGCACCGGCUGCCCAAAGCCCUGGAGCAACGCAUGCUGGAGUGCUUCCAGACCACCUGGUCCGUGAACAACGGGAUCGACGUCAACGAGCUCCUGAAGGACUUUCCCGACGAGCUGCGGGCCGACAUCGCCAUGCACCUAAACAAGGAGCUGCUGCAGCUGACGCUGUUCGAGUCGGCCAGCAGGGGGUGCCUGCGCUCGCUCUCCCUCAUCAUCAAGACCUCCUUCUGCGCCCCGGGGGAGUUCCUCAUCCGGCAGGGGGACGCGCUGCAGGCCAUCUACUUCGUUUGCUCGGGCUCCAUGGAAGUCCUGAAGGACAACACUGUGCUGGCCAUACUGGGAAAGGGGGACCUGAUUGGCUCGGACUCGCUGACCAAGGAGCAGGUGAUCAAGACCAACGCCAACGUGAAGGCGCUGACCUACUGUGACCUGCAGUACAUCAGCCUGAAGGGCCUGCGGGAGGUGCUGCGGCUCUACCCCGAGUACUCCCAAAAGUUCAUCAGCGAGAUCCAGCACGACCUCACCUACAACCUGAGGGAGGGCCACGGGGCCGACGCGGACUGGGAGAGCAACGGCGGGUUGGUGAAGAAGCUGCCGUCCAUCCGGGAGGAUGAGGAGGGGGACGAUGAGCUGGGCACCGUGUCCUGCGCCCCACGCUCCCCGCUGCGCCCAGGCAGGGGCCUCAACUCCCCCAUCCGCUCCCCUCUGCUGCCCCCCAGGGCCUACCGGGGCCCCACGGAGCACGUCCGGCCCUCCUCCCUGCAGAUACCUGUGGUCAGCUUCAGUGCAGUUCCUGCUGAACUCAGCCCUAGAUUUGUGGAUGGCAUUGAAACAGACCACCACUCUGUUGCCUCACAGAAGUUUGAGUUUAGCCCAAUCAACUCACCUAUGGGUCCAACCUCCCCUUUCCCAGGGAGCCGGGAUAAUUUUGAGAUCAAGCAGAGUGUGUCAAAACUAACAGAUGAGAUGAACUGUCUCACCAGGCAAGUGUCUCAACUCAGCCAGGAGCUUCAGGAAAUGACCAACCUGCUCAGGCCCCUCCUCUGCAUACCACCAAAGCCAAUGACCUCGGUGCUGACGCCAAGCCUAACCCCGCCUCCCAGCAGCAGCAGCCUACUGUCAAUGAGCACCUGCCUGUCCAUGCCCGUGCCCUCCAUCCCACCCUGCUGUCUGCAAAGCACCCAGGCACCCGGCACCCUGCUGGACGGCGGGGACAUCGUGGGCAUGGACCUCCCCGGGUGCCUCCUCCCCACGGCUUCCUCCUCUGCCCUCAGGCCCCCCUCGUCCUCCUCCUCCUCCUCCUCUCCCCCGCCGCCACUACAGCCACAGUACAGCACACAGUCCGGGGUGACCGACCGCUCCACGCCCGCCCGCGAGCCACGCUCGCCUGGGGCAGGUGACCCCGACGGCUCCCCCGGCUACCAGAGUCUACAGAGCCUCCAUGCUGGUUCCAGUGACGGCAUUCACAUCCCCUCAUUCCAGGAGAAGCCUCCCCUGGCUUCCCACACACCGUCCCCCUCCACGUCCUUCUCCUUGUCCACCUCCUCCGCCUCCUCUUCCUCUCUCUCCCCCUGCCAGGGCCCCCAACUCUCUCUCCCUGGCAGCUGUGACGGCAGCGGCCUGCUCCCCCCUCCACCCUCCCAGGACACGCCCCCGCCCGCGCCCCCGCCACCCUUCCCCUGCUCGGCGCCUCCGUCACUCAACUCCUCUCCGGGGAACGGCAGGCCCCGGGCCCUCGGGCCGUCCGCCCCAUUCACGCCCCUCAACCCCCCCACACCCUCCCUCCACCCUUCGGCCCUCUCCCUCCGCUUCUUCUCCCUGGACUCGGUGAGGGAGCGGCGGAGGGGUGGGAACGGCCACGUCCGGUCCUGGUCCAACGCGGCCCCGCCGCCGUGCGCCACAACCGGGCCCCCUGGGAGCCAGGAGCUGGAGAUGCGGGAGUGGGCCGCAGGGCCUCCAGAGGCCGGGAGUUUCCCCACAGAGCACGGCAUCAGUUUCAUAGACGAGGAGGGACACACCCUAUGAACGACCUGCAGCUGCGGACGAAAAGAGAAAGAGAGAGAGAGAGAGAGGAGAAAUGGCUGACAGUAGGAGAUGCCCGAUGCUCUGAUAGGGCAGAGCGUUGAAGCGAUGGAGGAGGGAGAAGCCUACCAUAUACGGUCGCGGUACACCUGGGAGGCGACUUGGACGGGGGCAGCUGUCACUAUUCAAUACAAACAAGCCUUUCUCUCCUCGAUGGUGUCUGAGUGGGAGAGAUUUGUCUCACAGGUUCCACACAACGGCUGAUUUGGCCUCCCCUCCAUCCCAUAGAUAAGAACUCGACCGGUCACUGGAUCCUUUCUGUAUUUCUAACCCUCGGCCCUUGCCGACAAAAACUGAGCACCUGUUCUAUAAUACAGCUGUUAAGCCUCUAAACAUGGAUGUUGAGAGCUCAACCAUUAAACCACUACAAUUAAAGGGCAGGCAUUCCCACUUCAACCAGUAGCUUUGUGCAUGCUAGGUUUUAGCCAAGCCCAUCUUUAUGUCAGAAUACACGCAGGCAGAGGAUACGUUUUACAGCUGUUGUGCAAUAUCAGGCAUAUGACACCAUUAUUUUCUCAGUGAGCAAGCAUAGACAGAGAUGGUCUUAUUUAAGCAUGGAAUAACCACUAGUGGAGCAGAGAAGUUAGGGUUAGAGUCAGUGUGCCAAAGAUAUAGGUUUGAUUCAAGGGAUGGUGAGCAAGACACGAAAGUCAUAGACAUUACAUUUAUUUUUUUCUGUAUUGCCCCACGGACUGUUUACUACCAGCUAAUCAGAUUGUACAGAAACAACAUGACCCCCGGGCCCAACUCCCCACCCUGAGCUUUAGCCAUUCAACCAUUCGUGCCUUCUCUAUAGCGUGACAGACCUCCUACGGUCUGUUACCUUAACUACAGGCAAACAUUCGAUUCCAUCAUGCGAGGAAAGCCACCGUCUUCACCCAAGGAGAAUAUGUCACACUUUUUAUUUAAAAGGAAACAAAUAUUUAUUAAGUUAUGGAUUUAUUUUUAUGACUGAACAACGUGUUCAGAGAAUAUACUUUGUAUGGCGUGUCUCGCAACGAGACACUGGCUGUAGAGCAGCGGGCAGUAGCUCCACCGACCCUCCCACCCUGUACUCACUUUAGGACCGGAAGCAUCUCACCGUGCUGGGUGUAGCCUCUCCCCCCUGAUGCCUAUGUAGCGACAGACACAUGCUGUACAUUAACCAGAACACACCUUGACCCCCAGCACAAGACUUCACACCCCCGGUCAUCUGCUACCCGCCACAGCAGCCCCAACAACCUCAGCCAUCGAGCCACACUACCGCUGGCUGAAGAGUCAAAAUCGACAAAAACAGCAGCGACAAAUGACUUCAAAUCCCAGAGGCCCAUCGCCACAGUCUGCUGGCCAAGCGUUAUCCUGCCUGAGGAGAUUACCUUCUUCAGCAGGUUGGGGUCCAACACAGGUUAUUUGUAACACAGACUGUCAGAGUUCGGGAUAUCUAUUUUCUGUAGUGGGCCGGGUUUUCGCGUGGUAAUUUGGCCAGGACCAUUACGACACAUUGUGAUUACGACACAAUAUGAAACGGGCCAAUUUUGCAGACAACCAUAGACUUAUUAUAUGGGGUUCUUUCUUAAGGGGUGGAAUUGAAAGGGAUAUAAGAUACUUUUUUUUGUGCCCCUCAAGAUGCAUGUCACAGCUAUUUGCAUGAAGAAUGUUUGAGCUGUUGAGGGCAAGUGGGUUAACACCACACACCUGCCUAUUUGCUGGAAGUGGAUAGGCUUCCGGCAUAUUUUAUUCACUUCUACUGUUACAGAAACUUUACAAGGAAUACAUACGGUAAACUACAAUAAAGAAGUGUUUUUUAAUAAAUAAAACAAAAAAGACGCAUUUGCUCAUUUUUCCAAACCACAGGCCUGAAUUAGAUUUUUAUUCAAUUCAACCACGUUCAUCUGACUUUGUACAUUGGUGUUCACUCUGCUGAGCUGCAAUCGAAUGAAAGCUCCAGAUUCUCUCUCGGUGAUUGGAUUAUUAUUUUAAAUUACAUUAUUUUUUGCGAUUUCAUGAGUUGCAGCUCAGGUCCAAACUAUUUUUAGAUCAAACUGUAAGAAAAUGUAAAAACAAAAAUGUACACUAUCCUUUAGUUAAAUAAGUCACACAACACAGAGUCCAUCUUUCAGGUGUGCAUAUAUUUGAACGGUAACACUCAUUCUCUCUAGGGCUUUCAUUAAUGAUUGAAAUGCUUUGGGGACAACAGUCUAAUAGUGAGAUUCUGAGCAGAGAGUGAAUCAAACCACCUAGGAAAAGAAGAUUCGUUUUAAUGUCUAUUGUGGUGGAGCCACUUAGCGCCUUACCCUCUAGGGCUCAGGCGUUUAACUUAUUUUUUUUGAUAUCAUGAUUACAUGCUCCUUUGUCCUCGUCUUGACGAGAGUAGAAGAGAGGUGCUAGCUUUGGGCUUUGGGUUUGACAGGCAAGACGAGGACAAGUGAAUCUCCCAACAGUGACGGGGCAAUCAAUGUCAACCUCUGCAGAGUCACAGACGCCGCCCGCUCCAGUCGUUUUGUCUGAGCAGGCCUGCUCAGAGGCCCGCAAGAGAAACGAUCAAAGCUACAGAACGGCAGCAUUAGUGUCGUAAAGUGGAGGGAAGAUGGCGCGAUUAUAAGCUUUGAUACUCGGUGCUCAUUAAUAACAAAUACCCUAAUUAAAUUGUUACUUGAACAGAGGAUAGAUUAGAGGGGAAAUAAUGUCGGUGAUGGCAUGGUUGAUAUUAGUUUUGUUUGGUGUCUCUGUCAAGGUGCCUCAACCCAACUGCACUAUAGUGAGAUGGGUAGGGGUAUGGGAGGGGGGGGGGGGGGGGGG